UUCGACCAGGUGUGAAAUAGCUCAACUUGGCCAUAACCAAAACUUCGCAUCGUCGGCUCCAUGAGCUAGUCUUCCACGAUGAUGAUGUCGUCGGUAGCUCUUCUAACCCUGGUCUUCCGUCGGCGGUGAAGCCGAGCUGGGAGUUGGGUCACGAUGAGGAGUGCGCACGUACGUAUAUAGCCAUUAAAUGUCCUCCCGCACGCGCGGGUGUUGAGUUACACCUCGUGUCACUCCCGUCGCAACCUCAAUCCCAACCCGACAAGAUGUCUACUGCGCGCCGCGCCGCGCUAUCCCUGGUCCUGCUCUCCCAGCAGGUCCUCGCCGGCCUGUACAACGAGAGCACCGUAAACCACACCUGCGCCUUGUCACCCCCAGUGCUGUCCUGCUCCUCGGGCGCCGUGCCAGGCCUUGUCGACACCUGCUGCACCGAAACCUACGGCGGACUCCUCAUAUCCACCCAAAUCUGGGACACCUACACGGGCCUCGAGACCUCGGGCCAAGUCCUACCCAAGGACACCUGGACUCUGCACGGCCUCUGGCCCGACUUCUGCAACGGCUCGUACACGCAAUACUGUGAUCUCUCACGGCAAUACGACCCACUCCCCUCACCCAACACCACGACGGGCACCCCGGCCGGCGAGCCCGUUCUUCCCUAUACCGGGCCCGGGAUCGGCACGUUCCUGGAGCCCUUCGCCAAGUGGGAUUUACUGGCGUACAUGAACAAGUACUGGGUAGCGCAAAACCAGCCGAACCAAGAUUUCUGGGCCCACGAGUUCAGCAAGCACGCCACGUGCUACAGCACCUUCGACGUCGAGUGUUACGGCCCGCAGUACGUCGAGCACGAGGAGGUGGUGGAUUUCUUCGAGACGGCGCUGCUGUUCUACAACGAGCUGCCGACGUGGAAAUGGCUUUCGGCCGCGGGCAUUGAGCCGAUUAAUUCGACCUCCUCGAAGACGAAGAGCUACAAAAACUCAAAUUCUUCUUCGCUGAGCUUGAGCCAGGUGCAGGACGCGCUGAUCAAGGGGUUCGGCAAGAUUCCGUAUAUAGCAUGCGCCGGGCCCAGGUACAAUGCUACCGAGGCUGGGGCUGGGAGCAGUGAUGAUGGAUAUACAGUGUUGACUGAAGUCUGGUAUUAUUACCACGUCUUGGGGAAGCCGCAGCGGGGCCAGGGGGUCACGGUCGAUGCGAAUAGUACUGGAGGCAGCGUGUCCAACUGCGCAAACACGCCAGGGGCUUUGAAGUACUAUGAGAGGACCCCAGGCUCGGAAGCAUAAAGAUGACAAGUUAUAGGUGUGUGUUGGGGGGGGCUUGUUAGUCCGGAAUGGUCCAGUUCGUGUAAACACUCAGAUAAGUCAAGAAUGAAAGCCGUGCCGUUAUGCCAUGGAUC
Messenger RNA from Pseudomassariella vexata, 1387 nucleotides. RefSeq names its product ribonuclease T2-like protein. Gene Ontology annotation, cellular component: extracellular region. NCBI's taxonomy places the organism in Eukaryota, Fungi, Ascomycota, Sordariomycetes, Amphisphaeriales, Pseudomassariaceae. The record is from RefSeq and is a predicted model, not a curated record. Gene Ontology annotation, biological process: RNA catabolic process. Gene Ontology annotation, molecular function: RNA binding; ribonuclease T2 activity. The coding region runs from base 264 to 1274 and encodes 336 amino acids. The transcript has a single exon.